Scheffersomyces coipomensis is the source of this 357-nucleotide messenger RNA. Its product is annotated as mitochondrial 54S ribosomal protein mL60. The coding region runs from base 1 to 357 and encodes 118 amino acids. Gene Ontology annotation, cellular component: mitochondrial large ribosomal subunit. NCBI's taxonomy places the organism in Eukaryota, Fungi, Ascomycota, Pichiomycetes, Serinales, Debaryomycetaceae. The record is from RefSeq and is a predicted model, not a curated record. The transcript has a single exon. Gene Ontology annotation, molecular function: structural constituent of ribosome.
AUGUUUGGAGCAUUUAGAUCCUCAUUAACAUUGAGUGGAGGGUAUUUGUGGAAGAAAGCUCCUAGAAUGUCUGUACCACAAAAGUAUAGAUUAAGACAACGAAUGAAACAAGUUGAUACCAAUAUAGAAAAUAUUUAUCAAUCAAUUAUUAAGACAAGUGAAAACUUAAAAGAUGGUGAUGCUACUGGAUUAAAAAGAAUUGAUUAUUUGAAGUUUGAAUUUCCAAAGGAAAAUGAAAUGACUCCUCGUGAUAAAUAUACUACUUUUAGUAAAAAUGAAAAGAAUUAUAGAAGAGAUGUUCAUUUAAUUCCAAAAUGGACUAAGAAAUCAUUCAGAGAAAAUCCAAAAUACUUUUAA